Molecule: messenger RNA, 1341 nt
Organism: Coprinopsis cinerea okayama7#130
Lineage: Eukaryota; Fungi; Basidiomycota; Agaricomycetes; Agaricales; Psathyrellaceae
Exons: 10
Coding region: 1-1341 (446 amino acids)
Source: RefSeq, a predicted model, not a curated record
AUGGUGCACCUCCGUAUAAAUGAAACCGAAAGCAACCCGAAUCCACACAUCAACUUCAUAACAGCACUACCGUCUGUUCCAGAGAUUCAACAAGAAUCCCUGCAUGUUCUCCGCGCUCUGGCAGCCCAAGUUCGCCCGGUUAUGAAGAGUCAUGGUUUCGUGAUUAAUAGCUUUGAAGAGUACGAAUAUAACAGUGUAUUCGCUGGGAGGAAUUGGAACAAUGGAGAAACAGUUGAGAUUGUCCUUCGCCGACCUGGAGGCGAUUUCUACCCGACUUCUUGGUUAAUGAGCACCCUCUGCCAUGAACUGGCACAUAUCAAACAUAUGAAUCAUGGUCCUGCUUUUCAAGCGUUGUGGAAGAAAUUGCGGGAAGAAGUGCGACAGUUGCAGAAUAGAGGGUACUACGGCGAUGGUUAUUGGUCCUCUGGAAAGCGUUUGGCAGACUCGGCCGUGAUACCAGGAGAAGGAAUCGCGGCAGGUGAAUUCCCAGAGUAUAUGUGUGGUGGAGCUCAGCAGCGCUCUCGUCCGACUGCACGGCGGCGGCGCGCUGGUGGUCCAAGAGGGAAGCGAAAGGAAGUGGUUCCUUCACCACAUACGGGGAGACAGACGGCAAAGAAACGGAAGGCCGGGUCCAGGGUGACUUCAAAGUAUGCUUUCACCGGAGAGGGGAACACGCUGGGCGGGAGCUCGGGUGAGACGAGCAAAGGAAAGCGAGCGGCGAGCAAUCGAGCACGGGAAGAAAGGGCACUGGCGGCUGAAAGGCGGUUGCAAGCAUUGACUGGGAGUCUGUCUGUAUCAAGCGCCAAAUCUGAGGACCCCAACUCGAGCGAUGAAAGUGAUGAAGAAUUUGAGAUAACAACGGAGACCGACGCGGAAAGAAGAGAAGCCUUGCUCAAUUCCAAGCAAAGCGAGGACGAAAUCGAGUAUCUUGGCUCGGGGAAGUCCUGGCGCAUGUUCGAGGACGAUUUCACCUUUUCGAAGUCGACGGGCACGCAGCCUUCUUCGAGAGGGUUCACAUCGAAACAGGAGAGUAAUAGCCAGUCUUCUGGCUCUGCAAGUACCUUGAAGCAAAUGAUUGGCAGCGCACGGUUACGAGAAUCACCCACAAAUCUCGGUUUGGGCAAACUCGUUCAAAGCGAGAUCGACUUUCGCAAAAAGGAGUCCUUGGGGUUAGCAUCGACUAAAGGGAAAGGGAGAACACUCGGCAACAAGCCUCGCUCUCCCUCGCCGCCGCCGGUGGAAGAUGGCUGGAGUUGUCAGGUGUGUACGCUGAUUAAUCAACCACGGCAUCUUGCCUGCUCGGUGUGUGCGACACCACGAGGGGAGACCGUUCCUCCUUGA